AAAAUGGAAUAAAACGGGAUUGGAAUUUUAUCAAACAAGAUUGGGAAUAUGAUUUAAUAUGUCAUAAAGUCGCUUUGAAAGAAAUAAAAGAUUCUAGAUAUGAUAUGACUGAAUUUUUUAAAGUGUAUCUGAUGACUGUUAAGGGUUAUGCAAUUAUUACUAAUUAUUUUGGAAUUUCAAAAAAUCCUUCUACACAAAACUAUAUUAUUGUUACGGAUUUACUUGAUGAUGGCUUACAUAAUUUUUUAACCAAAAAUUUCUUGAAUUUAGGGUGGCGAUCAAAAAUUUACAUAUUAGCAUCAAUAGCAGAGGUUAUCGAAAUCUUACAUGCAAAGAAUUUAGUUCAUUGUGACCUUCAUAGUGGAAAUAUUUUGAUAAACAAUAAUCUUAAUCUUACCAAUUCUGACUUAAGAAUAGAUAUGGAUUCAUGUAAAUUAGAAAAUGAUUUGCAAGAAUUAUUUGAAUUGUUUUUAUGUUCAAGUAUGUUACAUCCUCAAUCAUGUUAUAUUAGUCGAUAUAUUAAUACACUUCAUGGAUUGCAUGAUUUAUUGGAAGAAAUAAAAUCUGGAAAAAUUUCAGAUCCUAAUUUAUUAUUAAAGUCCAAUGAAUAA
Molecule: messenger RNA, 611 nt
Organism: Diversispora eburnea
Lineage: Eukaryota; Fungi; Glomeromycota; Glomeromycetes; Diversisporales; Diversisporaceae
Source: the annotation of a GenBank genome assembly